Molecule: messenger RNA, 810 nt
Organism: Asparagus officinalis (garden asparagus)
Lineage: Eukaryota; Viridiplantae; Streptophyta; Magnoliopsida; Asparagales; Asparagaceae
Product: high-affinity nitrate transporter-activating protein 2.1-like
Exons: 2
Coding region: 24-644 (206 amino acids)
Biological process (GO): nitrate transmembrane transport; response to nitrate
Cellular component (GO): plasma membrane
Molecular function (GO): nitrate transmembrane transporter activity
Source: RefSeq, a predicted model, not a curated record
GGAAACUAAGUAGGAAACAAGAAAUGGGCUCUGCAGGUUUCUUCUCAUCUGAGGUCACUGCUCUUUUCUUUCUCAUGCUCUUCCUUGCUGUGACGAGCGUCGAAGGAGCGCUCUUCUCCAGUCUUCAAAGGACUCUGAUAGUGUCUGCGUCAACCAAAGAAGGCGAAGUAAUGAAAGCUGGAGAAGACAAAUUUACAGUCUCAUGGGCACUCAACCGAACAAAGUCUACGACAGGCACAGACUCUUCACACAAAAAAAUCAAAGUGAUGCUAUGCUACGCCCCAGUGAGCCAAAAGGACCGAGGGUGGAGAAAAACAGUCGACGACCUCGGCCUAGACAAGACCUGCCAGUUCGAAAUCACCACCGAACCCUACACCGCAUCGAACACGAGCUAUGAGUACAUGAUCAAGCGUGAUGUGCCGUCUGCUACUUACUUCAUCAGGGCUUAUGUGCUCGAUGCUAAUGAUAAAGAGGUUGGCUAUGGGCAGACCACUGAUAAAGCGAAGGGUAGUAAUUUGUUUCAGGUUGAGGGUAUUACAGGGAGAACUGCGUCUCUUGAUAUCGCUGCAGGCUGCUUUUCGGCGUUCUCGAUUUUAUCGCUGGUGUUCUUCUUUGUUAAGGAGAAGAGGAUGGGCAAGAAGUGAUUGUGUUGCUUUUUGUUUUGUUACGUUAAAGAUAAGAUGCAUGUUAAAGAUGCAUGUAUAAGAUACAGUUCGUUCUGUUAAAUGAGCCACUAAGAGAUGGACAAAUGAAGCUUAUGCGUUAGUCAUUAUUAGCAACAAAAUUCUGUCGUUCCCAUCUCUUUUCGAC